UCAGUGCAGCGCUCGGUUCGGUUGUUCGGUCAGUGAGUUAUCAGAUUACCGGUCUGCAGUAAUUUUUCUGUAUCAAAAAUAAAUUAAAAUGUAAUCUUACUAAUAGUGAUAAAGGUCAAUCUCAUCGGUUACAGUUUUUGCAUUAUUUCGCAGUUAUUAAUGUUGUGCCUUGUACACAUGCUUUCGUUAUUAUAAAAAUAGUUCCCUCAAAAAAUGCUCUUCAAAAAUAUAUUGCUCGUUUCACGUAGGAGUACCUACGGAAGCAAAUAUUACAUCAUUUCGAGACGCGAUUAUUCAUCUAAAAAAUCGACGGAAACCGCAACACAACAGGAGCCUCCAACGGCUGGCCAGUAUGAAUAUAUAACCAUACAGGAGCCGGAAUCGAGUCGACACCAAGCACGCAAAUCAUUCAGUUCCGGCAGCAAUGUGGCCAUCCGACGAAUUGGUUUCCUGGAUCUGGCAAAGAGUAAACUGUACGAGGCGCAGUCUUUCUACAACGAAUUCAGCGGAAUGAGCGAGGUAAUUGCCGCCCAGAGCAAGGUUAUUGAAAUUCAGGACCAGCUGCAGCUAGUGCAGGAACGCCGAAGGCACAUCCUACUCGAGCUGACUCUGAUAAGAAAACAGAUGCAGGAUAUUCAUGUGGAACUGCAGAAGAGUAUGCGCGGCGAGCAUCGUUACGUAGAGCUGAUCAAGGAGGAGUUUGAUGUGAUAGCCCGUGAGAAGGAGAAAAACCAAAUCUUUCAAAUUGUAGACCAAGAGGAGCGGGAGCUGUUUUCGCAUUUGACCGCAGCGGUUAAGACAUCCCACGAAAAAGAACGAACACAGGCCAACAACGUGAAAUACUGGUCGAUUAUUGGUUCGUGUGCGGGUGCCCUGCUGGGAAUCAUCGCCACAUCCAUCAACUACUACUACAGAAAUACGCAGUUUGAAACCAUUAAAAAGACCACUAGUGAUGGCGUGGGGCGACUUAUGGUAGUGGAUGAGAAACUGAAUGGUCUAUGGGAUUCAACUAAAUACAUAGUGGAGUAUGUAGCACUGAGGAAGAAGGAAGAUGAACGAGAGCGCCUGAGGGUGGAAGAGCAAAAAAAGAAAUCAAUCGAAGGCUGGGGUAGUUACGUGAAAAGAAACACUUUGCGGGUUUACAGAUAUUUUAUACCAAAUAAUAAUAAAUAGUUGCAGGCAUUUAUAACUUUUGAA
Armigeres subalbatus is the source of this 1197-nucleotide messenger RNA. RefSeq lists its product as uncharacterized. The record is from RefSeq and is a predicted model, not a curated record. NCBI's taxonomy places the organism in Eukaryota, Metazoa, Arthropoda, Insecta, Diptera, Culicidae. Bases 214 to 1173 code for a protein of 319 amino acids. The transcript is spliced from 2 exons.